AUGGACGCGGCGCCUCUCCUUUUCGAGCACGACCCACUCCCAGAACACACGUCACAUUUCCGGCUACUGCGCAUCAUUCGCGGCGCCUUUGGCCAGCACGUCGAAUGCGAGAUUUCCACCUGGCCAAUUGCCAGUGCGCCGCCCUACUUGGCAAUCUCGUACACAUGGGGCAACCCGGCCGACACGACCGAGAUCACGAUCAACGGCAGGCGUCUCGUCGUACGACGCAACUGCGAAUAUGUCCUCCAGCAGGCUUUUGCGUCCAGGCCCGGGGAGUACUUCUGGGUUGAUGCUAUUUGUAUUGCUCAGACUACGCAAGAGAAGAACCACCAGGUUGGGAUUAUGGGCCAGAUUUACUCCGGAGCAAAGCAUGUUUUGGCG
Molecule: messenger RNA, 381 nt
Organism: Exserohilum turcica Et28A
Lineage: Eukaryota; Fungi; Ascomycota; Dothideomycetes; Pleosporales; Pleosporaceae
Exons: 1
Source: RefSeq, a predicted model, not a curated record